Nerophis lumbriciformis (worm pipefish) is the source of this 6371-nucleotide messenger RNA. It is a transcript of the gene ftcd, whose product is annotated as formimidoyltransferase cyclodeaminase. The record is from RefSeq and is a predicted model, not a curated record. Gene Ontology annotation, molecular function: folic acid binding; transferase activity. NCBI's taxonomy places the organism in Eukaryota, Metazoa, Chordata, Actinopteri, Syngnathiformes, Syngnathidae.
AAUGAGACCCAUUACAUCCCUGCUUGGCACUCAGCAUCAAGGGUUGGAAUUGGGGGUUAAAUCACCAAUAAUGAUUCCCGGGCACAGCACCGUUGCUGCCCACUGCUCCCCUCACCUCCCGGGGGGGUGAUCAAGGGGAUGGGUCAAAUGCAGAGGACAAAUUUCACCACAUCUAGAUUUAGGAGUGAAGUGACUGGUCCAGGCAGUUCCUUUUAGAGUUCCGUGUGAAGACAGCAUGGCUCAACUGGUGGAAUGUGUCCCAAACUUCUCAGAGGGGCGAAAUCAAGAGGUUAUUGAUGCCAUCUCAGCGGCCAUCAGCAGCACGCCUGGCUGUAGCCUGUUGGACGUCGACCCCGGUGCCUCCACCAACCGGACUGUUUACACGUUUGUGGGCACUCCUGAAGCUGUGGUGGAAGGCGCGCUGAACGCUGCCCGUCAUGCAUUCAGCCUGAUCGACAUGAGCCAACACACAGGGGAGCACCCUCGUAUGGGAGCGCUGGAUGUCUGUCCUUUCAUUCCUGUCCAGAACGUCAGCAUGGAGGACUGCGUCCACUGCGCCAACAUCUUUGGACAGAAAUUGGCGUCCUUGCUACACGUGCCUGUGUUCCUUUACGGCGAAGCAGCAAAAAACGAAGCAAGAAGAAGUCUUCCGUCAGUGAGAGCUGGCGAGUAUGAAGCUUUACCCGACAAGCUGCAACAGACGGAGUGGGCUCCGGAUUUUGGACCUAGCACCUUUGUGGCAUCCUGGGGGGCUACAGUGACUGGCGCUCGUAAGUUCCUCAUCGCCUACAACAUCAACGUGAUCGGUACCAAAGAGCAGGCACAUCGCAUUGCACUGGACAUCAGGGAACAAGGACGAGGCAAAGACCAGCCAGGGUUGCUGAAGAAGGUGCAAGCUAUGGGCUGGUACCUUGAAGAAGCUAACAUUGCUCAGGUGUCCACCAACAUCCUGGACUACCAACAAACCUCCCUUCACUGCACCUAUGAAGCCAUCUGCAAGAAAGCUCAGGAUCUCAGGCUGCCGGUUGUCGGCUCUCAGAUCGUUGGUUUGAUUCCUCUUAAAGCUCUUCUGGAUGCUGCAGACUUUUACAUCCAUAGAGAAGAACUCUUCAUCAUAGAGGAGGAGCACAAAUUGCGGAUGGUGAUCAGCAAGCUGGGUCUGGACUCGCUGGGUAUCUUCAAAGCAAAAGAACGAAUUAUCGAGUACAUGGUGAGGUCGCAGGACAACGGCCGCCUGGUGUCUCUUCCUCUGAAGGAGUUUGUUCACAGCGUCGGAGCUCGAACAGCAGCCCCCGGUGGAGGAUCAGUGUCUGCUGCCGUGGCUGCCCUGGGAGCGGCGCUUGGCGCCAUGGUUGGCCAGAUGACAUACGGCAAGAGACAGUUUGAGAGCGUGGACGCUGUGAUGAGAAGGCUGAUUCCUCCAUUCCAUCAGGCCAUGAAUGAGCUGCUGGACAUGGUGGACAGCGACUCUUCUGCUUUCAACACUUACAUGGCAGCUUUGAAGAUGCCCAAACAUUCCCAGGAGGAACUAAAAAGACGUGAGGCAGCGAUGCAGGACGGUCUGAAGCGAGCGGUGAGUGUCCCGUUGGCUCUGGCCCUAAAAAUCAGUGUCCUCUGGUCGCCGCUCAAAGAACUUGUCCUCUAUGGGAAUAUCAACUGUAAAUCAGACGCUCAGGUUGCAGCCAAAGCGUUGGAGAUGGCGGUUUUUGGGGCAUACUAUAACGUCACCAUCAACCUUCAGGACAUCACAGAUGAUAAUUUUAAGAUGGAGACUCAGUCCAGAGUCACAGCGUUGUUGCAGGAAGCGAAAAGCUGCGUCGCCGAUAUCCUCGAUACUGCGGACAAGCGCACCUGAGCGCUGACAUGAAAUUGUAUUUAAAUCUUCCAAUUCAGAAAUUGUCAGCACCUUGCUCAAAAAGGUUCAUUAUGUCUUCUUAUUCAUUUACUUUUCAAAUGUUCUUGUAAUCAGACAAUAUUUUUGGUAAAUUAGAUGGAAUAUUUACCUGACAUGUUUCUACAGUCAUCUGCACUCUUCUUCAGAAGGGUCACCUGACCACAGUGAUGUGCUGCUCAGCUGUUCUUAUAGGCGUGGCCAACCAGGCAGAUCUGUCAAGUCUACCUGGUUGCCCCCCCGCCGCUUGAUGGUCAUCCUAAUUGAUGGUUUCCUUCGGCCGCUUUCUUAGUUCGAUCGCCUUCUUAAUCCAUCGUUUGAACUUUCUGUCCUGAUGAUUUUGGCGUUGUCCCAGUCCAUGAUGUGUUUAUUUUGCAAUGAUCUGAUAUGGCUGAUUUUAAGAUUUCCUGUUCGGAUUUUUGUUUUAGGCUUCUUGUAUACCUUCCAGUUGUCUCUUUUUCACAUUCUUUCUGAUGUUCUUUCUUCUGUGUGUUGAAUUUCCUCCCUGUUUCUCCAAUGUAUGAUUUUUUGCAUGAUUUACACGGGAUUUCAUAAAUUUGCAUUUGUUGUCUUGUUGUAUUUGGUCUUUUGGAUGUACAAGUAACUGUCUUGUUUUUGUGUGAGGUCAGUCGAAACAUGUCAGGUAAAAAUUCCAUUUAAUAUACCGAAAAUAUUGUCUGAUUCCAAUAAAAUUUGAAAAGUAUUGUCAGCACCUUAUUGGCUGUGCAGCAUUGUACAAUAUUGUGCAGUAGUUAAUAAAUAGAUAUUAAAUAUGAAUAAAAAUAAAUCACGCAAUAUUUAUAAACUUGCACUAAUUUGCAAUAAAACAGUCCAUAUACUGUAUCUAAUAUUAACAGCUAAGGGGUGAUACGAUGCAAAACCCACUUUUUCUGCCUGUUGGCACCCAUUUUUUACAUAUUUGGGAGUGCAGAAAAUGGGAAUUCAAACCAUGGAGGCGUUGCCGAGAUAUUUAUAAAACAAUUUUGCUUUCUUCCAAACAAGCUGUUGGAUGUCUGCCCUGACUUGUUAAGUCAGUGGAUAUAUUUAUGCAUGGUAAAUAUGCUGUUCCCAUCCGAGAUGUAACAGCUAGCAUAAACUCAUUUCCUCAAAGAUUCCUCCAAUGAACAGGCGACGUGUUGUAAUCGGCAGAAAUAUUUAUUGAAGAAAAUGUCAAACUGCAAUAAAACAUGUACACUGAAAAGUACCACAACUUAACUAACAAAUAUACAGUAAAGUAUAUCUAAUACAUUUUGCGAAUAAUAAUCAACAUAAAACUUUUCCUAAACUUAUUAAACUAAAAUGCACUUCCUGGCAAUGCCACAUGAAAGGAGCUGAAUGCGAAAGGUGAAUGAUUGUGCCACCGUGCACCAACAUAUGUCUCUCCCAACAAAAUGACUGCCUUCUGGAUGUUACAGAUAGUUUCUGUAUAACAGAAUGUGCCAAAAUAAAGGCCCCAACUUCCAAAUACAUUUUAGCCAAUUAAGUCCCUAAUCUGUUACAACACACUCCAGAGGAUGCCACAACCACAUAAUACCUGAGUCCAACAGGAGAACCAACUAGGAGACAUGCCUGAGGUACAGUAUGUCUUUAGGUGCAGGUGGGACGUCACCUUUACGUCCACCUACCUUGAGGUUUGGCUUCUUGCUGUGCAACUUUCUGUCGAAUCUCCUAUUGGUAUCUUUUUUCUAUCCUUCUUGUGUUUUGGUGUCCAGUCUGCUGGGAGACUUAGAGGUGCUCUGUGUGGACGUCACCGAAGCGCUGCAGUUGCUGUAGCAUCCGUCUUGACGCUGUAUAGUCCUUCUGGGUUUCUCAGUAGUUCCUUUUUGUUUGCUCUUGUCAUUGUGCUUGUGCUUUGGUUUUCCUGACCUGUACCUCCUCCUUUGCUGGAGCCAGAAGCAAACCUGACAUUUGUGUUUAUUCCCACUCUUUUCUUUUUGUUCAGCUCUGCGAGUAGGUGAUGAACAGCCAAACCGACUUCUUCUUUGACUGGACUUUUUCUUCUUUGUUUUCAUUGGACGAGUAGAUGGGGAACUGUGUGAUUUAAAGUUCUGUCUGUUUUCACCGUGAUGAUCAUCAUUUGCACAGUCUCCGUCUUCGUCGGCAAGCAAUUAAUUAUCCUCAAACCAUUCAGGAUUGUGGUGCGAGUGCUUUAUUUCUUGUUGUGAACCCUCUCUUGCGGGGACACCUUCUCAGUCCAUCAGCAUUUGUUUCAAUCAAUCAAUCAAUCAAAGUUUAUCUAUAUAGCCCUUAAUCAUAAGUGUCUCAAAGGGCUGCACAAGCCCCAACGACAUCCUUGGCUUAGAUCCCACAUCAGGGCAAGAAAAAAACUCAGCCCAUCGGGCGCAAUGAGAAACCUUGGAAGGGACCGCAGAUGUGGGGACCCCUCCGGCCCCCGAGUGACCGGUGCAAUGCCGAAUCGAUACAGUUAAUAAUGUGAGAGUCCAGUCCAUAGUGGGGCCGGCGGAGGAACCUCGUUCAUGUAGACACGUCGCGGCGCAGAGACAUCACCGGCUGAUGCAUAAGGAGUGGUCACCCUGGGUUCCGACAUCAUGUGCAAGUUUGAAUGUGCUCUCUUUCUUAGGAGUGUGUGCGCCACCUAGGCAGACGUCGCCAACAAUGACCCACCCAAGGUCAUGCUUCUGGGCAAAGGGAACACUACAGGGCCACUAUACUGCUGACACACCUUAUGGACAAAAUGUCCGCAGUGGAAUCCUGGGAGGUAUUUGGUCCGCUAUAGUUCGCAUGAGAUUGUGGUGGUAUACUGCCUCCGGAGUUCGAAUCUGUGCUCAGCAGUUGGGGACAUUAUUGUGUUCUAUCAGGGUGGGAAGCGGAAUGGUUAUUUCUCUUGUGAAUGACUCAACAACGUAACCAUGGGAUUUUCCUUUGGUCACAUUAAUAACUCCAGCACAUGUAGACAGGAGGUCUUUUACUGACAGUCCUUUUACGCCAAAGGCAUGAAAGAGCUCUGUCUUAGCUGAGAUGUUGCAUUGAUUGUCUGAGAUCGCUUAAUUACAACGUUUUGCUUUCUACCUGAUUACCUUGUGGAUUUACGUUGACCAGGCAGAUCUUCAAACAUAAUUUCCCACUGCUACCUGUGCCACAGACUUGUGUACACAUUGUACUACCAACUGAGAUUGAUACAUCUCCAGGGGCCGUCUCUAGCUACCCGCCAUUGUCUUUAGAUGGGUUCUUGGGGUCUUUGACUCCUUGAUUACAGGAGCUGGAUGGAGUGCAGCUUCACGUCUUUCACUUUUGCACUCUGCACAUCUUAUUGAAGUUACACGGUUCCUUGUCAGGUGAGAAACUGACGCACAGUAGCAAAAACAUAUGCUGUUGUCUUUGAGGAAUUUCGUCCUGUCGUCUCACAGCAUUGCUCGAAAGUUCUUGCAUUUCUUAAGUUGGUGCGUUUUAUAUGUAUUAGUACCUACUUUUGUGUAUUUGGGAUCUGCAUUGGUCCCAAGAAUCAAAGUGUGGAGGUAUUGUAGAGAUUCUUAUAAAUAAUCUUGCCUUCCUUCAUACUUCCGCCAAAUGAGCCGUUCGGAAUUUGCACAACCUGUGACGUUUAAUUUAUGUAUAGUCCGCACGACAACAUGCCUAAAGUAUGGCCCGAAGAAUGAAAUUGCUCUGUUAUUGGUUGCAUUAACCAAUACAGGUCACAACACACACCUCCAGUCUCAUCUGAAGAACUAAAUAGUGCCUGGUUAACUUUUUAGUUUUGUGGCAAUGUGCCUUCAACUGGGAAGAAGCAUCUCUUUAUGUGCCAACAACUUCGGAGAGUCCUGCUUCACAAACCUGUGACAAUAUAAAGACACAUAUUUCCAAAAGUUACUUUUAAUGGCGGAGUCGGUAACUACUAUUUAUGGCAAUAAAGGAGAAACUGAAACGAUAAGUAAUAACAGUAAAUUGGCGAUGUUAGCUCAAUUUGUAGUUUAGCCUUCUAAUGUAGGACAACAGCUUCAUCAACCUCAGGUAGACUAUAAAUAAUUUUUCUAAAAGCUACUUUUUAAGGGUAAGAUUAUUGGAACGACAGACAUAAUACGAACCAUUGAGGUGCAUUCAUUUUAAGUCUUAAAGCCCAAGUUUCUUCUCCAGUUCUUUUUUGCAUCGAAUCUGACUCUGGCUCGUAAAUAUAUAGUUGAAAGCUAAAAUCAGUCGCUGUUGCCAUGUAUGUUGCAUCUCAAACGUUGAAUACACUUAGAAGGAGCUAUGUUUUCCUGCAGAAAGUAUACAGUAUACAUACUUACUGUGAUGUUAUGAGCUAGGGAAUAUAAGAGCUACACUACCCAGCAUGCAACAGUAGUGAUGACAUGCACGGUAUCCCCGGUGAAGGCCAUGUCGGCAGCUAGAAUGUGGUUAUGAGCACGCUAUGUGAGUAAAUGUUGAGAACUCAGCCAACACGCCUCGUCUGCAUUUAUUACAAUUAGACAGACAACACACUUACUAUGUGAGAAGUAACAAUAAAUAAAUCCGUGAACCUGAA